Paramecium octaurelia is the source of this 786-nucleotide messenger RNA. The record is from the annotation of a GenBank genome assembly. Lineage: Eukaryota; Ciliophora; Oligohymenophorea; Peniculida; Parameciidae.
GUAAAAUAUGCAAACACUUGAUUCAACAGUUAAAUGGUUCAACAAGACCGAAGGAAGGGACAAGAUAUGCAAAGUCAUGCAAUAUGGAUCCAGAUUUUUAAUGUGGCAUCUCAAAACCAACAAUGGCAAUGAAUAAUUAUCCAAUCAAUUUAAGAAUUUAUUUUGUACUUGAUUUGUUUAUCCUUAUAUAGAAAGCACAAGAGAUGCCAGAAAAUUAUUCAGAUUAGCCAAAUCUUUGAAUGAAUUGUAAACUAUCAUUGAUAAAGUGGGUCAGAAUUGCAAAACAUCUCAAGAGUAGGUUGCUCGGGCAUUAAAUAUCCUAACAAGAGUAUGGUUUUUAUUAUAUUGGUAAAAAUUUGAAUUUAAGCUUUAGGUUCUAUGAUAACUUGAGUGUGUUAUCAACCAUCAAGUUCACUACCAGCGACCCAAAGCCUUUGUAAAAAAAAGCAAUGACAUUUUGGUUUAUUGCAAUAAUUACAAACUUGAUUGACACAAUAAGACAAUUGUUUGUCAACUUCUAAUAUAUUUAACAAAACAAAAAUAAUCAAACUGCUUAGCAAUAGAUUGCUAAUAAGUACGAUUAAAAUAAGACUCUUUAUUUAAAUUUGAUAAAGAUAUUUGGAGAUUUAAUGCCCGCUGGUUAAGGAUCAGAGUUUUUCCCCAAAGUAUUGAAAAUCAACCUAAACGAUGGAGUUAUUGGCCUUGGAGGUCUUGUAUCAGGUGCUGUUGCUGCUUAUUAAGCAUAUUGAUUAAUAUUAAGGAAUCAUAUUAUAAAAUAAAAUAAUA